Puntigrus tetrazona (Sumatra barb) is the source of this 2551-nucleotide messenger RNA. RefSeq names its product T-cell acute lymphocytic leukemia 1 (gene tal1). The coding region runs from base 367 to 1365 and encodes 332 amino acids. The transcript is spliced from 4 exons. The record is from RefSeq and is a predicted model, not a curated record. Gene Ontology annotation, molecular function: protein dimerization activity; RNA polymerase II cis-regulatory region sequence-specific DNA binding; DNA-binding transcription factor activity, RNA polymerase II-specific. Lineage: Eukaryota; Metazoa; Chordata; Actinopteri; Cypriniformes; Cyprinidae. Gene Ontology annotation, biological process: regulation of transcription by RNA polymerase II.
CUUCCAGUUCCACACAGCACUUCAGUGCAUCUAAAACCUCAGACAUGGAUGACCCUCCACAAAAUGGCUCCAUGCACACACUAACAUCCACCGCCCGACGACGGUAAGAGGCGAAUAUCGGCGUUUCCGCGCUCCUUUGAUACUAACGCGGGACACGAUUAGGCUUUCUAUCGACUCCAGACGAUUAAUAUGAGGUCAGGUGACCUCCGAAGAGAAGCUAAACCGCCGCUGGAUCGAUUGGUUUGGGAAUUACAAUUAGCUUACCUUUGGAUACCACUGUACAUAUAUAUAUAGGCUACCUGUAUAUAUAGAGAGAUAUAUAUAUAAGCUUUGGGGGAAAGCGGUUUUCGGAUUUUUCACUCAAGGAUGAUGGAAAAACUGAAAUCCGAGCAAUUUCCGCUCAGCCCGAGCGCGGAGGGCGACGCCGCGCCCGAGGAGGGAGACGCGCGCGGGAAACAGGAAGGCACGACGGCGGAGACGGGAGAGCAUCACCCCCCGGAGGAGCGCGGCGUCCUCAAUGGCGUUGCCAAGGAAACGGCGCACCACGCCACCGAGCUAAAAAAGGAAGUGGCGGUGAUCGAGCUGUCCAGGAGAGGAGGGAGCGCGGAUAUAAAAGGCAGAGAGCUCAAGGCAGACAUCAGCCAUAAGGUGCAGACCACCGAGCUGUGCAGACCACCGAUUCCUCUGCCGCUGCCUCCCAGAGAGCCGCUGAGCGACACUCGAAUGGUGCAGUUGAGUCCGCCCGCUUUCCCUCUCCCGGCUCGAGCGAUGCUCUACAGCAACAUGACCCCGCCGCUCGCCACUAUUAACAGUGGUUUUGCUGGAGAAGCGGAUCAGUAUGGGAUGUAUCCCAGCAGUCGAGUGAAACGCAGACCUGCGCCUUAUGAGGUUGAAAUCAACGAUGGUAGGAGCAUUUUAGAUCUUUCUAAGUAUGGUUCACAGCCCAAAAUCGUGCGACGGAUUUUCACGAACAGCCGCGAGCGCUGGCGGCAGCAGAACGUGAACGGCGCCUUCGCCGAGCUGCGCAAGCUCAUCCCGACCCACCCUCCGGACAAGAAGCUCAGCAAGAACGAGAUCCUCCGCCUGGCCAUGAAGUACAUCAACUUCCUGGCCAAGCUCCUCAACGACCAGGACGACAUGGUGGGCGGCGAAGCCCCUGCCCGCGCCGCCCGAGACGCCACCCUGGCACGGGACGACCUCCUUCAGGAGAUGCUGAGCCCGAACUCCAGCUGCGGGAGCCUGCUGGACGGAGACGCCAGUCCGGAGAGCUUUACCGAAGACCAGGACUCGUCGGUGGAGUCCAGGUCUUCGGCGAGGGGACUGCAUCACUCCAGCCACCCGCUCGACGGGAACGCCCAGCGAUGACUGAUCCGGCGCCGACGGACUGAGAGGGGGCGCAGUGCUUCAUGGACCUCAACUAGCGUAUGUUCAUGUCGUGUGCAAGCAUAUUCUUACGUAUGACUUUCUGUUAAGCUCUUCUCUUCGCGCUUCGACGCUAAAAAGGCGCCCUCCGCGGUGAAACGCCGGUACGGGGUGGAGAACGUCAGGUAGAUUUUGAAGUCCACACUUUAGGCUGGGAAUUGCCGAUCGCCACCUGGGAACGAGAGAAAACGGACUGAAUGGUACCCACAUCUCAUCAGGUACACCGCUGUGAAGGAGGUCAUUGGAAACAGCUGGACUAAAAAAAAAAAACUGAACAAAAACAAAAAAAAAACGGAAUAAUCCACCCCCCCCCCAAAAAUGUAUUUUGCCAUCAUUUACUCGCCCUCGUGUCACUCCAAAUGUGAUUUUCCGUGGAACCUAGAAGAACCGCUCAAUGAAAGUCGACGGACGCCGUUGACUUCUAUUGUACAGACCGCUUGUAUUGUUUGGUUUGAAGUGACACGAGGGCGAGUAAAGGGAUAAAAACCGACGACGCUCUUGAUUUUGGGUGCCCCCGGCUUUUGGCUCCGUGCGACGACAAAUGUGUACAUACUGGGAAUCGUAAUGAGUUGAGUAUCGCUAACGUCAAUGGCAAUAGCGGCCAAACGCUAUUUGGAAAAAAACGCCAUUUUGUAAAUGGUUUUUUGGUAUUAUGUCUCGAAUCCCACACGCAUACAAGAAAAAUGGUGGAGGAGGUACAAGAACGUGUACAUAGACCGGGAUAAUGUCGUGUGUCUGUAACGAUGUUCCUUUAGACUGUUCUUUUGCAUUGUGAUCAUGGUACACCAUUAAUCGGCAUUUACAUUUCACCUUCAUUCAUUUCUUCGUUUUUUUUUGGCUCAAACGCCCCUCCGACCCCGACGCAUUCACGGAGUAAAGUUCUGUCACUUUAUUUGACUUGUAUGAACUUGAUCUGCUUUUUAGCAGAGGAUUGAGUAACCAGUCUUGGUACCUUUAAGUCUUCUAUUGGGUAUUAAAACAAGCAAGCAAACAAAAAUGGUUAUUUUAAUGUGAUAUUUAGUAGAAAGACCUUUGUCGUAAGGUGAAAAAUCUAUCUAUGAAUAUAUGCAAUGUUAUAUCACACAAAUUUUAUAUAAAAACCCACAAAAAUAAAAAAGACAAACCUGAA